Uloborus diversus is the source of this 5449-nucleotide messenger RNA. RefSeq names its product ras-associated and pleckstrin homology domains-containing protein 1-like. The coding region runs from base 101 to 3412 and encodes 1103 amino acids. Gene Ontology annotation, biological process: signal transduction. Lineage: Eukaryota; Metazoa; Arthropoda; Arachnida; Araneae; Uloboridae. The transcript is spliced from 15 exons. The record is from RefSeq and is a predicted model, not a curated record.
UGGGAAUGUGGUUGCGGUGUAUUUUACCCGAAAGAUUUUAUUUUCUUUGGAUGUAACGCGACAAGAAAUCGGCUAGCGCUUGCACUAAUACAAGAUCGUCAUGUCGACAGGCCACUUGGAGGACAGCACGUACAGUAGCACGAGUGAGGGAGAGGAAUAUGACAGUGACCGAGAGGCCGCUGAAGAUGAUCCAAACAAACUGCUGGGAACGUGGCUGGGACAGUUGCAGCAGAUGGAAAAGGGCUUGGAAAAUGUGCCUACAGGAAAUAAAUUACGUCUGUCCAAUAAGUUGACCAUACCUACUCCAAGGAUGGAUACUUAUAGAUUCUCCAUGGCUAAUAUGGAAGAUAGUCAAGAUGUAGAACUAGAUGCUAUAUUAGGUGAGCUUUGCGCAUUAGAAGACAAGUUAGAUCGUGAAAUGAUGCCUAAGAGCCAGUCCGCCAAUCAAGCCCUCGGGAAUGCUUGGAUGAAUUCAAAAUCUUCAAAUGACGCUGUGCUGUUACAAAACAAUAAUAGGACUCAUGGCGAAAACAAAAUUAACUCUGGUCAUAGUAGAUCUAAUUCUGGUGGAGGAGGUAGUAGGCCUAAGUUUGAACUUGGAGGAAUGCAGGUUGAUAUGUACUGUGAAGACUUUUUGAGGGCUCAGAAAAGUGACCUUGGAAUAAGAACAGAAAGUCCAGAUAAUGAUUCUGCUUUCUCUGACAAUGUGUCCAUGCUGUCUUCAGAAUCUUCAGCUUCUUCUGGUGGUGUCCGUGGUGAGGGACAUUCCAGUCGCAGCAUGUCAUCCCAAAGUAGCUGCAUGUCUCUGGCUUCUUCACCAACACAGGUGGAACAAGCAGCAAGAGUGAAAGCUGAAAAAAUAAAAAUAGCUUUAGAGAAGAUGAAAGAAGCCAGUAUAAAGAAGCUGUUUAUUAAAGCCUUCAGUGCUGACAACAGUGCAAAGAGUUUACUUAUAGAUGAACGAAUGACUGUUGGUCACAUCUGUAAGCUUCUUGCUGAGAAGAAUCACGUACCCAUGGAUCCAAAGUGGGCCUUAGUAGAACAUAUAUCAGAACUAUAUUUAGAACGUGUUUAUGAAGAUCAUGAGCGAGUUGUUGAAAACUUGUUGUUGUGGACUAGAGAUUCUUGUAACCGCCUCUUCUUUUUAGAAAGGGAAGAAAAGUAUGAUCUGUUUAUGAAUCCCCAGAACUAUUUACUUGGAGGUUCAUCCUCAGAGAAGCAUGCAGAGCUGGAUGAUGAUGCAAAAACAAUUCUGCUGGAUGAAUUUUUUUCGACUUCCAAUGUCGGAGUGCCUGAGGUAGAAGGAGCUCUUUAUUUAAAAAGUGAUGGAAAGAAAGCCUGGAAAAAGCAUUUCUUUGUACUUCGUGCAUCAGGACUGUAUUAUUGUCCUAAAGGAAAAUCAAAGCUGUCGAAGGAUCUUCUUUGUUUGACUACAUUUGACAUGAAUAAUGUGUAUGUUGGGUUUGGUUGGAAGAAGAAGUAUAAAUCUCCUACAGAAUUUGGCUUUGCCAUUAAGCAUCCUCAAAUACAGACUAAGUCCUCAAAAUACAUCAAGUACUUGUGUGCUGAAGAUGAAUCUUCUCUUAAGCAGUGGGUGAUGGGCAUUCGUAUUGCAAAAUUUGGACUUCAAAUGAAAGAAAAUUAUGACAAUUUACUGCGAGAUAUAGCUGAAGAAGAUUUAGAAAAUUUGGCCAAUGCUCGAAGCUUCUCGGUUUCAUCAGUCGCUAAGUCUUUGAACGGGAGUUCUUCGGCAUCCAGUGGUUGUCAUGAUAUGAGCAGCAUAAACUCAGAGAAAGAUCUCGAUCUGGAUCAACUGGAAGAUGAACCGUUGAUGAACUUUGAAAAACUGCAUAAUCUUCGAGUCAUAAGUCGCCAAGAUUCUAUUAAAUCAAGUAAAUCAAAUGCCAGCAGCAGCAGUGGAUGUCCAUCUGAAAGAUCCAGUACUGGUACCCCUACUGCUGAUCACCUAGUGUUUGAAACAGAUUUCCCCAUGGGUACAAUUAAGAGGAAACCAAGUAUGACUCCAAAGAUUCCUCUUACAAAUACAACACGGAAUCUCGCAAAACAAUGUGGAGAUGAAGGUUCUCAUUUAGACAAUUCUGGUGGUAGUGGCAGCAAUAGCUGUAAUGGCAGCUUAAGCGGAAGUCUUGGAAGGUCCAGCCUGGGAAGAUUUAGCUUGAGACGAUCUCAUACUGAUGAUAGGAUUUCAUUAAGUAGUUUAACAAGGAAAACAGCAAAACAGUUUUUCCAAGUAACUCCUCCAAGUACUCUGCUUCGAGAAGAUUUGCCUCUUCCACCACCACCACCUGAAAUUUCUAACGCUACUGAAUGCAUGAACUUCGAUACUCUUCCCCCUCCACCACCAGAAGCAUUUCGAACAAGUGCAGUGAAUUUAGAAAACCUACCGCCUCCAAAUCUAACAGAUGGCAACGAGGAUUCCAGUUGGCUCAAUGACCCUGAUAUCAAUUCUCUGCUCCCCCCACCUUCAUUACAAAAUGGUGAUUUCAACAAGUCAACAGCCAGCCCUGAAAAUAGUUGCAAAAAUACUAAGUCUUCACCUGCUGUACCCCCGAAGCCACGAAAAGGACUGAGAAGAAGACAAUCUGAGAGUGAUGCAAGAGCCACUCCUCCUCGAUUGUCGGAAAAGCCUAAUGGACUUGUUGUUGUGAGACCCAAGCCUUCAAAACAAAAUCUGAACUUGGACCUUUCACAAACUGAAUGUUAUACAGAUUCUCUUGCUUGGAAACGGAUAACCCCAUCAUCUCCACCCUGUUCACGGAGUGAAAGGACUUCUGUUACAGAUGAGGCUAAAGGUUUUGUUUCUGCCCGUAGUAGACGAACAAGUGCUCCUUGUGGAGGCUCACAAAAACUGCAAAUACAUCCUUCAGUGUCCCCUUCUACUCCUUUAUCUGUCUCUCCCAAGCCAAGUGCUGCUGAUAGAAAAUCUAGGUCACAAUAUAAACCUUCUCCACCGAAACGUAGUGAAAAUACAAAACUUACAUCAGCUUUUACUGCCCCGCAAAGGAGAUCUGCAUCUGCAUCAGCAGCACCUUAUGAUCAAGAAACUUAUCCACCGGAAUCCUUUUUACGCAAUCUGCAGAAAGUGAUGGUACGUAAAUGGAAAGUUGCCCAACAACUCUCAAAUGACAAUAAUGGAUUAUCAUCACAUCAAAUAUUUGGAUUUAGAGAUCCUAACUGUUUACCAUCAACAGAUGCUCCGCAAUUGCAACGCUCACCAUCAUCUCCUUCGUCUAAACAGCAGGAUAAAAAUCGUAUUUCUCGAUCAUCUUCUCACUGUCAUCAACCAUCCAAUGUAGAAAAAUAUAAUAUUGAAGAAUAUGCAUCUGUUGUUAAUUCUAAAAAACAUCCUCCUCCACCUCUGCCAAAGAAAGUUGAUAAAUCAGCUUGGUAAAAGAAGAUAAUGAGUGUGCUCAACUUGGUGCUGUGAAUAUUCUGUCAUAAACAAAUAACUAAAUUUUGAAUACUGUUUUCAUACAUUUUUAAAAAUUUGCAUCUUACUUACUGAUAUCUUGAGUUACAUAAAUAUAUAUAGGCCUAUAUUUAAGGUACUGCAAACUCUUGUGUACUAAAUAAUUCUAAGUGUCCCAAAAGUAAUAAGUUUAUCAAUCUAAAGCUUCACUCAUGUUCUGUUUGGAGGUACUAUAUACAAAACAUAAUGAUUGGGUUCUAGGGUACCCACUUCUUCAGUAAUGUUUUACCUGAAUUUUAAUAACCACUUUAUUUUGAAUCUUCACAAAUUUCUAAAAGAAUGGCACUCUCUUAAAUAUAGGUCUGUACCAGGGGUGAAUUCAUAAACUGCCCCAGCAUUGGAAGGCCAAUUGAAUCUUGAGUCAUGGCCAAUUUUAUGUGAAAAGGAAAUUCACUUUUCCAAAGAGGCAGCACGGAAUGGCGUUCCUUGGCAUCAAAUCACCCCUGAUAUAUGUAUAUGUACACUCUUCAUUGUUUAACUCUAUGUUCCUCUACUUUUAUAAUAUAGAAAUAUGAGUUUAUAUUAAAAGUAAUCAUAUAGAAUAAGUUUCAAUUUGUUCGUUAAUGUUUUGCAUAUCACAAUGACAAAUGUAAUGCAUUGUAUAUUCAUGCGCAUAGUUUUAAUUAAGUUAUUACUGCCAUUCUAAGAAUGAAAUCAAUAUAUUAGGAUAUUUAAAGAUUGUUUUUUACAUAAAACUUUUUAACAUGCUCAUGUAAUACAUUUCUUUUGUUAGCUGGAGUCUAUUUUUGUUUAUGAGAUAGUGUUUCUGGCACAUCCCUCCCCCCCCCCCCCUCAAAAAAGAAAGGAAGAUAAGUCUUAUACAUCAGAAUGAAUAAUUUUUAUUUUAGAACUUUUUCUUUCCAUUAAUAUUUAGUAAUUUGUGAAAGAGCCUAUAAUCGACUACUACUGUUUAAACCCUCAUUCUUAGAUGACAAAUUCCAUCCAAAUAAUUAUGAAGAAAUGGCAUAUUUUUUAUUUAAACAAGCUUUUGGCAAUGUUUUUCUUCUUAUUAAUACAUCAAGGAGGAUUUUCAUAUACAUAUUCGCUUGAAGCUAUUUCAAGUAUAAAAGCAAUUUGAGCAUGUUAUUCUUCUAUUUACAUGAUUACAAGCAAUUCUUGAAAUGUUGCAUUGAUUUGAGAAACAUAGAGACAACUUUUUAAAUUUCAUAUACAGGAGAAAACAAUAACUUAAUUUACAAAUAUGGUUAUAAAAAAUGUACAACUAAAAAAAAAAAAAAAACUUUCCUAAAAACAAUCACUUAAAUUAUGAGUUUCAUUUUAUUCAUAUUAAACAUUUUUUGCUUUUGGUACUCUGUGACACGUCCCAAAUGAGAGCCGUGUGAAAAGCUACAAAAAGGCCUUAAAGCUAUGAGCUUAAUGAAAUGUUUUUUUUUUUUUUUAAUUCCAAAUAUCCAGAAUUUUUCUCAGUACUUUUAUUUGCUGUCUUAGGUUCCUGAACUCAUUACUGUUUCAGCGCACACUAUAAGCAUGUACUUAUUUAUGUAAAUUAUAUGUGCCAAUGUAACAUGAAUGUACUCUGAUGUUGGUGAGAUAUAUUGGCUGGCCCAAUUAUAUUAAAAUGUUGUUUUUGAAAUAUUUCUUGAGAAAGUUAAUCAUGAAAGAAAAUCAUUAAUCAUAGCCUAAAAUUGGUAGAAUGAGCUUAUUAUACAAAAAGGAUUGAAUCCAAAAACUAUGCUUUUUAAAUAUAUUACCUCACUAUGAUGUAUCAGAAAAAUUGCUAAUUCUUUUCAGGUUACCAACAAAAUGGAAGUCAGGAUACUUUUGUUCAAUUGUAAUAGCAUUGACAAUCGGUCAAUAAAUAAAAAUAUUUUACGAAAUUUCAGAAAUACGUAUGUACAGUCCUAAGAUCAACAAUAUAAAAAUUGUUAUGGGUAAAAUGUUGAUUUACUGUAGACAUUGUAUUAUUACUUGUAUAAGUUGUACUGCAAUAAAUUUAUG